CAGUGUCCCCACUUGAGACUUGAGAGUCCACUGCUGGUAAGGUAAACCGAUCGGAUUUGCGUCCUAGAUCAGUCCCACCUUCUCCUUUCUCCGGUUGCCAAGCCAUGGCCGCCUUCCCCUCCGUCGGGAGGCCCAGACGACCCUUCCUCCUGGCGGCGGCAGCGGCCGUAGCGGUGCUGCUUCACGCGCUCGCCCGCGGCGCCGACGCGCAGCUCUCGGCGGGGUUCUACUCGUCCAGCUGCCCCACCGUGCACGGCGUCGUCCGGCAGGUCAUGUCGCAGGCCGUCAUGAACGACACGCGCAGCGGCGCCGCCAUCCUCCGCCUCUUCUUCCACGACUGCUUCGUCAGUGGCUGCGACGCCUCGCUGCUGCUCGACGACACGCCCACCACGCCCGGCGAGAAGGGCGCCGGCCCCAACGCCGGCGGCUCCACCUUCGGCUUCGACGUCAUCGACAACAUCAAGACGCAGGUCGAGGCCGCCUGCCCCGGCGUCGUCUCCUGCGCCGACAUCCUCGCCCUCGCCACGCGCGACAGCGUCAACCUGCUCGGCGGGCCGAGCUGGGCGGUGCCGCUCGGCCGGCGUGACGCGACGGUCCCCAACCCGGCCGACGCGGCGAAGCUACCCGGCCCAGACUCCGACCUCGCCGGCCUCGUGGCCGCCUUCGCAGACAAGGGCCUGACGCCGCGCGACCUCACCGCGCUGUCGGGCGCGCACACGGUGGGCAUGGCGCGCUGCGUCCACUUCCGCACGCACGUCUACUGCGACGCCAACGUGAGCCCGGCGUUCGCGUCGCAGCAGCGCCAGGCGUGCCCGUCCUCGGGGGGCGACGCCAGCCUCGCGCCGCUCGACUCGCUCACCCCCAACGAGUUCGACAACGGCUACUACCGGGGACUCAUGACCGGCGCCGGCCUCAUGCGCUCCGACCAGGAGCUCUUCAACAACGGCCAGGUCGACUCGCUGGUGCGCCUCUACGGCACAAACCCGGCCGCCUUCUCCGCGGACUUCGCAGCGUCCAUGAUCAGGCUCGGGAACGUCGGCACGCUGACGGCGGCCAGCGGGGAGAUCAGGAUCGACUGCAGGAAGGUGAAUUCAUGAUUUCAUUACUACGUGUAUAGAAGAUCGUCACUUGUCAAUUCGUUGAAAUGGACAUAACAGUGAAUAGAAAUGUGUCGAGCAAUUAGUGAAUUGAUUGACUGAUUAUUA
Lolium rigidum is the source of this 1205-nucleotide messenger RNA. RefSeq names its product peroxidase P7-like. Gene Ontology annotation, molecular function: heme binding; peroxidase activity. Gene Ontology annotation, biological process: hydrogen peroxide catabolic process; response to oxidative stress. The coding region runs from base 105 to 1097 and encodes 330 amino acids. The record is from RefSeq and is a predicted model, not a curated record. The transcript has 3 exons. Lineage: Eukaryota; Viridiplantae; Streptophyta; Magnoliopsida; Poales; Poaceae.